Messenger RNA from Esox lucius (northern pike), 1545 nucleotides. Its product is annotated as microsomal glutathione S-transferase 1-like. Gene Ontology annotation, cellular component: mitochondrion; membrane. The coding region runs from base 815 to 1465 and encodes 216 amino acids. NCBI's taxonomy places the organism in Eukaryota, Metazoa, Chordata, Actinopteri, Esociformes, Esocidae. Gene Ontology annotation, molecular function: glutathione transferase activity. The transcript is spliced from 4 exons. The record is from RefSeq and is a predicted model, not a curated record.
ACUGUUUAAUUAUGCAGUAAACAUUUCAGCAAACAUUUGUAACUUGCACUUUUUGCAGAAACAUGUAAGCAGAGCCAGCCAAGAAGAGCAUGUGAGUGAGUGAGCCUGUCACUCAGGAGCUCGGGUACUGAAUCUGUCCUGGGAUAAAACAUAUUAGGGUGGCUAAUUUGGCUGGCUACAAGCUUCAGGAGCUAGAUAGAGUAAGGAAAAAGAAAACCAGUUUAUGGUUGUGUUGCGAUGGACACUAACCGACAUGACUAACAUAAUUGCUUGAAGGUUUAACUCCUUUUUGAUACGUGCUUUCCUCUCACCUUGGAAGAGUAGUUUAGAGUGAGGGGAACAAACCAUAUUUCUCUCUCCCAACUAAUCCGCUUGAUUGAACUUUGUGCAGAAAUACGUUUAUGCGAAAAACUAACAGCCAACAUAUUAUGUUGAUUGACAAAUGUCUCAGUAAUACAGAUUAUUCCCACCACCAAUGUUCGAAGAGUUGUACACAGAAUAUUAGGAUGUUACACCUCUACACUUCCAUGUGGCUUAGAGGUCAGAGCAGCGGUCUGUACACACACUGAGUUCAUCGACAGCCGGGGCUAUGCCAUUACUGCUCUUUUUUUCAGCACCGAGUGUAGUUUAUGUUCAUGGUGCGUUGGACGAACUGCAGAGCAUUGGCCACUUCUCACAACUGUGCUAUGUCUGUAAACCAUAUUUUAUUUUUAUAACAAUAACAUUAAGUGGUGUUUGGUUGUUUAGCUAUAACUGAAAAUCCUGAGUGUUACAUGAAUACAAAUGUACUUGUUACACGGUGAAACUGGAGGAAAUGGAUGCAUUUUUGCAUUGCACCGCAGGUUGCGUAAGCCUGGCAGAAUUCCAGAUAUCUUUAACUGCACCUUGGAACAAGCCAUCCUCUAAGCCAGUUCGGCACAUUCUCCCUUCCUGCUGGUUGGUUUUUGUCAUUGGGGCAAUCCAAAGGAGAAGUUUUGGAAAAGGUUACAGCGCGGGAAUGGCAGAGCUAACCCAUAUGAUUGACAGCGAGGUGUUCCUGGCCUUUUCUACCUACGCCACCAUCGUCAUCCUCAAGAUGAUUCUCAUGUCCCCUGUAACAUCCUACUUCAGACUCACCAGGAAGGCCUUUGCCAACCAAGAAGACACCAGCCUGGCCCUGUCUCAUGAAGACCACAAGAAACUGGUCCGGGUUGAUCCUGACGUGGAGCGAGUCCGAAGGUGCCACCAGAACGACCUGGAGAACAUUGUUCCGUUUGUCGUGAUCGGUCUGCUGUAUGCCCUUACGGGACCAGACCUCUCCUCCGCUCUGCUCCACUUCCGGGUGUUUGUUGGUUCCAGACUCUGCCACACGGUGGCCUACCUCCUCCCCCUGCCCCAGCCCAGCAGAGCUCUGGCCUGGACAACUGGGCUGGCCGCGACCGGCUCUAUGGCCUGUAGGGUUCUGAGGACAUCCCUUUAUCUGUAGGAAGGACAGAGAGUUAACACACACACACACACACACACAUGCAGGACAAAGAGUUAACACACACACAUGCAGGACAGAGA